Molecule: messenger RNA, 5441 nt
Organism: Coregonus sp. 'balchen'
Lineage: Eukaryota; Metazoa; Chordata; Actinopteri; Salmoniformes; Salmonidae
Source: the annotation of a GenBank genome assembly
UACGUGUACUUUGAGAACUCCUCCAGCAACCCCUACCUAAUCCGCAGAAUAGAAGAGCUCAACAAGGUUGGUACAAUAAUCUGUCCUUCACAUCUACCCUCUGAUUCGGAGCAUUUACAUUAAAACUCGCUGACAUUGACAACCCCAUUUGUAAAUGGAACGCUUAUCAUAUCUGACCUGAUAGCCUGUUUGUCUGUAACCCAUCCCUACACUGGGACGAUGAUGAUGGUGGUAAAACACACACACACCCAGAGAGAGAUUCACACACACACACACACACACACCUCCCAGGUUCUAACCACAAUUUCUUGCCACACACACACACCCCCCCCGCCCAUCUUCCCGAUGCAUUGUGCUUUGGUUAGCCAGCCGGCACUACUACAGUAUUGACAAGAUGCUGGUGAAAGAGCCAUUCCAUAAUGCGGCUGGCUGUAGCAGUAGCAUAGCGGUGGAUGACCCAGGCUUGUUUCCCCCCCAGUCAAAGGAUUACGCUCAUUUAUAUAACACUCUUAAAUUGAAGGGGGUUGUGGCAAGCACCGCUAGGAGAACUCCAUCCUUCUGAGCUCUAAUGGGAGCAGAGGAGGAGGGGCAAUAAUAGAUAUGAUUAUGACUGAGGCUGCGUCUGAAAGUUCCCUUCCCUAUGUCGCGCACUACUUUUGGAAAGAGCACUGGCCUAAAAUGCAGUGCGCUACAUAGGGAACAGGAUGCCGUUUCGGACAUUACCUGAGUGUGAAUUAGACAAGGAGCCCAACAUUGAGGCCUCAGUUUGUCGUUUCUCUCUCCCUCUCUUCAGAUCAUGGUUAAUCCAAUGGUAAUGAUGGAGAGUCUCGCGUCACCCCCUCGUCACUUACAGCCCCAGUUUAAGUUCUAGCAUAUAUUCAAUACAUUUGAUUCAAUUCAAAAUGGCCGAUUUCCAUUCAUAGAUGGGAAAUCGUAUCUAUGAAUGUGGCAUGCCGUUCAGAGAAUAAUAUUGUGAUAUGGCAAUCAUUCAAAGUAUUGGCCAGUAGUGACUGACCGCUCUUGUCACGUAUGUCUCUCAGACGGCCAAUGGGAACGUAGAAGCCAAGGUGGUGUGUCUGUUCCGGAGGCGGGACAUCUCGGGCAACCUCAACACUCUGGCCGACAGCAACGCAAGUGAGUACAACAAUCUUUCUGUCUGUGCAGUCUCAUCUCAGUCCAUCCGUGCGCUGCUCCUUCACUGCGUUCAGAAAGAGAUCAAGAGGCCUAUUACACACCACUUGAGAGCGCCAACUCUUAGCUCUAUGCCAAACUCUAAUGCUGUGCAGUCUAUGGCCUGUGUAAAGUUAUUGGAGAGCAUUAUUAGAGUAGACGUCUCUUUUCAUAUAACCCAGUUUAUUAUCACCAUCCAGGAUAUGAGUACUGUGUUUUGUUCCAAUCAGAUUGGGAUCUCCCUCUGCACUACCAGCAGGCAAUUGUCUCUCUCUCUAAGUAGAGGGAUGCUCCGACUGCGUCCCCAAAUGGCACCCUAUUGAAUGCACUACCUUUUGACCACGAUCUGGUCAAAAGUAGUGCACUACAUAGGGAAUAGGGUGCCAUUUGGGCGCGCCCUUUGUCUCCAGCUGAAGCAGAACAGUGUGUGUGUGAGAGUGUGCAUACUGCAUAGUGCUAUUCCACUGCAGCUGCCAGGAAGAGUAUGAUACUAAUGUAGGAUUCAUUCACAAUGGAGAUGGAAAAUUGGUUUUAGUUUCUAUCAUGAAUCGUGCUGUACUUGUGGGUUGUUGUUGUAGGAGUAAUAGUGGCUGGCUAUUGGUUUGAGAGUCAGUGUUUAUCACACACGUUUCCAGUAAAGGGUUGCCCACUAGAGUGCCCUGAGUGGUGCAUUUGUACGGAUGCCCAGUGAUCAGAGGACGAGAUGCAGAGCGGGGGAAAUGGAGAGGGAGAAGCGGCCGCCGAGGUAGUGUUGUGAUGCUAAUGAUACUCCGAUUACCUAGAGCCCUGACCGGAUUCAUUUACACACAUGCGCGCGCACACACACACACACACUCCUCUAACAUAGUGGGCUGCAUGCUGUGGCAGGGCUCCAGACAAAAGACAUUCAGAUCCACACCUCAAAAUGGAUGCAUUUUCCAGCCGUUUCAUAAUGGCAACUACUACAUCUAUCUCGCUGACGAACAUAGCCUACCUACUUUGUUUCUCUUUGGAUAGAAAAUGUGAUAUUUUUUAUAAUGAGUUUGGCCUGUACAGUGCCUCCAGUUUGGUUUCAUGAAAGAGCCUACUUAUUGCAAGUCACUCUGGAUAAGAGCUUCUGUUUGCUAAAUGACUAAAAUGUAAUAAAAAACGUGUCCUCUCUGUGGUCAUUUAGCGACAAUAGGAGGUAGGAACUCCAGUAGGAAGCAGGGAUGGCCAGGGGCUCUGGGUAGGUGGGUGGGUGAUCUCCUGUCCUGCCCCCUCAGCCCUGGAGCCCCUGCUAGCUGAUUGGUUAUGUCACUGCGGUGUGUUAACGUUAACUGCCCCUGUGUACUGCGGAGGUAUUCCAUCUAACCUCCCCUGGGGGUCAGUGGAGAAACACACAGACUGAAACUGGCUGCAACCAGUCGAGAGAGCCUGGGAGAGAGGAGGAGGCUGGGGUUGGGUUGCAAACAAACGGCCAUAACUGGGCCGGUGUACAGACCGAGUGCCCAGUCUAGCCCCUGCCACCCUCGGGACCUGGCCCGGCUGCCUGGUCCACUCUGGUCUUGCAGACCCCCCGCUACACACACACACACACUGUCGGCUGUUACGUUAUGCUACGCUACUCUACGUCCCUCUCUGGCGUUUUGGCUCGGGCGCAUGAAAAACGCCUGUGCUCCCGCCUCCCGCUCAGUAGCACGAGCCACCGCUUUGGCACUGUCCUGUUACACAAGACCUGGGCUUCUCUCCCAGCCUCUCUCUCUCUCUCCCUCCCUCCAACAGUACCCCCCCCCCCCCCACUACUCCUUUAUUCUCCCCCUCCUCUCUGCUUAUCCUCCGGCCCAGGCACGCUGCUCAGAACAAAAGGCCCUUGAUGUGUCCCACAGGGCUGCGGCACACAACGGGUUAACUCUGACUUGCCUUGUCUUUGUCAAGGAAGAAAGUGUGUGUGUAUGAGAGAGUGUGUGGAGGGAGAGAGCGCGUACACUGCUCUGCUGGAGCGCCACUGCACGUGGGUGUGCCUUGAGGGCCUGUCUGUGUGCAAGUUAUUUUUUUUUUGUGGGGGGUGGAUACAUGAUGAGGGGGAUGGGCGCCUCAGGUUUGAUGCACAGGGUUUCCCACUUAGUCUGGCAGGGACUCGCCGGACAAGGGGGGGAAAGGGGUUAACAGAAAGGGGUGUGGCCUGAGGUCUUGUCCCCCCUCUCUACUGACAGGGUUUCCUGUGGCUGAGUGCAGGGGCGGAGUCCCGUGGAGAUCGAGUGAUUGUCCUGCCCAGUUCGUUCUCCCCCCGCUCAAUCCACCACCACCUCACACAUUACUGACUCACCCGCCUCAAAUUAGGAAUGCACAAUUUUAGUGGUGUAACACUAGAUAUAAUGCAAAACCAUCUUCCAUAUGGGGAAAAGUAAUGUUUCUUUAUCUACAUGGACAAAUUUUAGCCUGCCAGGUCAUAUAGGCUAUAUGCAGUCAUUUGUUUACAUUGACUGUAAAGCUUUAGUAGGGCUAUAGUAGGUCAGUCACUAGAAUAGACUAGAAGAGUUUGUCCUUCUGAGUAGGAAAUUAUUUUCAGUGUCCGGUAUUGGUUACACAUAAGUACAGUUACAAGUUUAAAGUUCCAGGUCAUAGGUUAUGAUAGACUUGGACAGUCACAGUAGAAAAAAGGGCAAUGUAUAUAGUCAGUUUCACUUUGCUGUUUAGCGUGUUUGAUUUCAAUAAAGAUACUGCUGUGUGCCGUCAGUGGUUGGAUCCACUGUUCCGCCACUCUGAGCUUGAUUCCCUCUUACCGUUUCCCCAUCUACAUUUCUAACCUGUAUCUGUCAAUAAGACUUGAAAAUGCCAAAACAAAUCAAAUAAAGGUACAGCGGGAGCGUCAUCCCCAUAGCCACAAUUAUCAAUUGGUUAUAUUGAUAUGAAUUGUGUGAUUGAACAUACCCUGAUCAAGAUUAUUAGAACCCAGGUAAUUGGAAAAUGUCCAUUGUUGCUAAUGUGUCUUUGUGUUCUGUGUUUCGUAGGAGACUUUGAGGAGGAGUCCAAGCAGCCCACCGUGUCUGAACAGCAGAAACACCAGCUGAAACACAGAGAACUUUUCCUCUCUCGGCAGUUUGAGUCUCUACCUGCAACUCACAUACGGUAAGAUGGAGCGUGUGUGUGAACGUGUGUGUCUCCCCUGAGGCGUAGACUCACCCCAUAGCAGUAGCUGCAAACAAGGGUGCUGCCAUUUUAACCCUUUCAACUCUGACAGGAUAUAGUGUCAUGUGACAGGACUGAUAUGCACAAUUAACCCUAAACCUUGAAAAUUAUCCUCUGGCCCAUUCACAAUCAUUAAGCCACUGAUGUGUUCCAACUGUCCCUUUUCAUAACACGAACCAUCACCACUGUUCAGGCUCCUGAUUUUAAAAUGCAGUUAGUCAAGGGAUUCUAACUGUUGAAAUCAUUUAACUGUGUUGAAAUGAUCUUGCAUGAUCAGAAGUUGUUCUUUCACGGGAUCUCCACAGACAUUCCUCUGUUUUUCCAGUGCCUUAUUGGGGAUAAAGGCCUAGUACAACAGCAGGGUUAGGUGCCGCUCAGUUCAGAUUAAUGAAAGACCCAUGGGAGUAUUAACGGGGUGUAUUUGCAGGGUGCCGUAUUGACCUUUGACUACCCCUCACUCUGUCGCUUCUCCUGGCACCUCUCUCCCUCCCCAGAGGGAAAUGUAACGUCACACUCCUCAACGAAACGGACGUCCUCGCCGGCUACCUGGAGAAAGAGGUGAGCUUCAGUCUCUCCUAAGCGUCACUGUUCAUCACCAGCAAGUCUGUCCCACGUAUUACAAUGAGAACUGCACUGUCGAAGGAUUUAUGGCGAAAGAGUUGUGCAUGUUCUUCUAAAAGUGGUGUAUGUUUUUAUGACUGCCUUUUUUGAGUGAGGACCAUAUGUAUUGUUUUGAUACAAUAAAGCACGUAAAUAUACUGUGUAUUGGCUGAGAAUGUCAAUUCUUCAGCUCCAUCCAUUCCUAACAUAUGUUGUUCAUCUUUCUGUCCAGGAGUGUUUCUUUUACUCACUGGUGUUUGACCCGGUCCAGAAGACCCUCCUGGCGGACCAGGGAGAGAUCCGCGUAGGCUCCAAGUACCAGGCCGAGAUCCCUGACAAGCUAGCCGAAGGUGGGUGGGUGUGUGUGUGUGGGGGGGGGGGGGCUGGGGUGGGGGGGCUGGCUGAACUCUCACCUUUUAGACUGGCCUAUCACAUUGCAGCCUAUUGUGGUGGUCAUAGUGCUGUCAGACUACACACUCUUGGGGUUGAGUUCCACCCCACUUCUAAAAGUGCUGGUUUGA